Messenger RNA from Linum tenue, 957 nucleotides. Lineage: Eukaryota; Viridiplantae; Streptophyta; Magnoliopsida; Malpighiales; Linaceae. The record is from the annotation of a GenBank genome assembly.
AUGGAUAUUCCACGCCUAAUCAACACUAUCAGAUGGGGGGAUAUUCUUCCAAAUCGAAACUUUGGGUUUUGCCCUGAGGCCGUUCGGAUGUUCUACGCCAAUAUGAAGCCUUGCCUUCAUAUUUCUCCUCCAUGCUUCACAACGAUAGUAUACAACUAUCCGAUCACCAUCAAUGUGGAAUUAGUGUCACUGUUGCUUGGAAUUCCCAUUGCAGGAGCUGAAGUCAUGAAUGAAACUGACUUUCAUUCUGUUGAAUUCAAUGAGGGAGAUGCUCUGCGUCUGUAUACCCGCGACACUGGUCGCUACUACCCCUCUGAAUUUCAUACUGGUCGACUUCCUGAUGACCUUAAAGUGUUGCAUUUUUACAUAACCCGUUGCUUUCUGCCUAGAUCUUUUGGGCUCAAUACAAUCUAUCCCUCAGAUCUUUGGAUUCUGGCUAGUGCCAAAGAAAAUCGGGCUAUCAGCUAUCCUCAUCUAAUGUUCGACCACAUGUUGAACUUUCAUGCUGACAACUAUGCUGCCGAGCUUCCUUUCGCACCACAAAUUACUCAGAUCCUGCUGGCCUUAGGCAUAGAUCUUCGUUUUAAGGUGGCUCGCGUAGAUAUUCUCGGUUCUCUUCGUGCUCAAUUCGUCCUGCGUAAGGUGGAUGCAUCUGUUGGUCGUCGUGGCCCUCGAGUCAAUGCUCCAGGGGGAGAAGCAGCAAUUGCUGGAGUUCCCUUUCACCAGGAUGGACUCAGUUUGUCUAAGCUGGGAGGGGAUGAGGCAGAGGAAGAACCAGAUAUGACAGAUCUGGCUGACAAAGUCAGAGAUAAUGGGAAGCGACCAAUGGUGGACCCUUUGGAGGCUGUUCGAGCCAUGUUCAGGCAGGAGGAGGCAAGUAGCAGUAAUAGGAGUCUGAUGAUGGAGGAUGAUGAUGCCAUAUCAGACUAUGUGUCAUCGCCUAGGUUCUCGUUUUAG